This is a messenger RNA of Microstroma glucosiphilum, 550 nucleotides long. Its product is annotated as ribosomal protein L32e. The transcript has 2 exons. Gene Ontology annotation, molecular function: structural constituent of ribosome. NCBI's taxonomy places the organism in Eukaryota, Fungi, Basidiomycota, Exobasidiomycetes, Microstromatales, Microstromataceae. Gene Ontology annotation, cellular component: cytosolic large ribosomal subunit; ribosome. The coding region runs from base 25 to 207 and encodes 60 amino acids. The record is from RefSeq and is a predicted model, not a curated record. Gene Ontology annotation, biological process: translation.
CGUCGUUUCCGCUCGGUCACCCCCAUGUGCUCCAUCGGUUACGGGUCCAACAAGAAGACCCGUCACAUGAUGCCCAACGGACUGCGCCGACUGGUGGUGUCUAACACCAGGGACGUCGACCUCCUCCUCAUGCACAACAACACCUUCGCCGCCGAGAUCGCAGCAAACGUCUCGUCCAAGAAGCGCAUUGCUAUCCUCGAGAAGUGAGUAUUGGAGCACCCGUCACAUUCAUGCGUGGUGUAGGAAGCAUCUAGGUUGGGUCACAGUAUCGAGCAAGACAGGGUCGGGUUGUUGAUUUGCCGGAAGGAGCAAGUAACUCAACGUCGCUUCGAACGUGCGGGGCGGCAAAACUUGGGCACGAACAAGGUUUCCUACAUGUCAGCGCACCUAGAGCAGUCACUGACCUCAUGCACCACCACCUUUCACUUCUUGCAGGGCCAAGGUUCUCGGUGUCAAGGUCACCAACGCCAACGCCCGUGUCCGUGCUGUGGAGGCCUAAGGGACGUCUGCUCUCUUUCGCUCGUUACCUCUCAUUACCACCUCCUCGCAC